AUGGUUCGCCCCCUCUUUGCUUUUGCCCUUCUAGGCGCUCGAGCCUUGGUCAGCGCCGCUGCCGAGUUCGAAACCCGCACCAUCGACGAGAUCUACCAAGCUGCUCUUAAGGAAGGUGGUGUCGUCACCCUGUGGCACGGCGGCGAUGAGACCACUCAGCAGAACUCACUGAAGUCCAAGUUCGAGAAGGAAUUCCCUGGCAUGACCCUCAACGUCACCGUCGAUCUCUCUAAGUAUCACGACGGUAAACUGGACGAUCAGAUCGCAGCCAACAAUGUCUAUGUUGACAGCAUCAUCCUCCAGACCCUUCACGACUACCCUCGAUGGGCCUCUGAGGGUGCUCUCUUGGAUUACGCCCCUCUGGGCUACGACCAAAUCCUCCCCGAGUUCAAAACCAACGAGACUGCCGCAUACUACGGUCUCUUCAUUAUUACAUGGGGCGGUCAAUGGCACUCUGGAAAACUGCCCAACAUCACAGCACCGGUCGAGUGGGAGGACUGGGUUAACCCUGACCUCAAGGACAAGCUUGUCCUUACCUACCCCAACGACGACGAUGCGGUUCUCUUUGCCUUUGACCUCAUUCUCAAGCAAUAUGGCACCGCCUGGUUCGACAAGCUUCUCGCCCUGAACCCCCGCUGGGUCCGCGGCACUCAGACUCCACGCACAAUUUACGCCAAAAAUGACACCCAAUGGGCCGCCACCUUCACCUCCUCCAGCGUUCUGAACCCGGUUUCUCCUACCAAGGCCUCCUUCCCCGUCAAGGGUCAGUUCGUGUCAUGGCCCCAGACUGGUGGUAUCCUCAAGAACGCACCCCACCCCGAGGGUGCCAAGCUUCUGCACGCUUAUAUGCUCAGCAAUGAGUUCCAGAGCGCGCGCGGAGGAUGGAGCGUCCGUGGGGACGUCCCUCCCCCGGCCAACUACCCUGCCAUCUUGGAGAUGCCCGGCACCGAUCCGACCGCUUUCGGCAAGUGGAUGUCCGACCGCGCGGCUGUUGAAAGACUCCGCUUCUGGCUGGAAGACCGCCUUGGCACUGCUCAGGGUCUCAGCCCCCUCAUUGAUGACCUUUGA
Molecule: messenger RNA, 1068 nt
Organism: Colletotrichum spaethianum
Lineage: Eukaryota; Fungi; Ascomycota; Sordariomycetes; Glomerellales; Glomerellaceae
Exons: 2
Coding region: 1-1068 (355 amino acids)
Source: RefSeq, a predicted model, not a curated record